Messenger RNA from Fimicolochytrium jonesii, 2656 nucleotides. Its product is annotated as glycoside hydrolase superfamily. NCBI's taxonomy places the organism in Eukaryota, Fungi, Chytridiomycota, Chytridiomycetes, Spizellomycetales, Powellomycetaceae. The record is from RefSeq and is a predicted model, not a curated record. Gene Ontology annotation, biological process: carbohydrate metabolic process. The coding region runs from base 165 to 2444 and encodes 759 amino acids. Gene Ontology annotation, molecular function: beta-glucosidase activity. The transcript has a single exon.
GCCCUCCUUGAAGCUCCUUCGCGUCGCGUCAUAAAAAGAGGCCGCAGGAAUGGGCGGCGGCCCCUCACUCAACGGCGUUCCCACGUUCAAGCAAACACCCGCAAAUCCUCUCAACUCAUAUCCUUUCACAAGAAACAGGACCGCUCCCUGUUCGUCGUCGCAGAAUGUGGCACACCAAGCUCGGCAAGGCCCACGAGUGGUCAGGCCCUCUCAAGCAACAAAACGGCCAUUUCCGCGACCAACACGGCCGCGUCCUUCAAUUGCGCGGGGUCAAUGCAUCAGGAAACUCCAAGCUGCCCACCAGCCCGCCAGGUUCCACUCACCUCAGCGAAGGCUUCUUCGAGCACAGGAACGUAUCCUUUAUCGGACGCCCGUUCCCUCUCGACGAGGCGGACCAGCACUUUUCACGACUGCGAUCUUGGGGCCUAACGUUUGUCCGGCUGUGUGUGACGUGGGAAGCGUUGGAGCAUAGCGGGCCGGGCGCGUACGAUGAGGAGUUUAUAGAUUACUUGAUUGAGUUGCUGGCUGUUGCGGAGAAGUAUGGCAUUCAUUGCUUUAUUGAUCCGCACCAGGAUACGUGGAGCAGGUUUUCGGGAGGGAGUGGAGCACCUGGGUGGACAUUUGAAGUCGUUGGAAUGGAUGUGACCAAGUUCAUGGACACGAAUGCAGCGUAUGUGCACCAAUGUGCCCAGCCAGAGGAUUCUGGACACUCUGCAUGGCCGACGAACUAUCAGAAACUGGCGUCAGCAACCAUGUUUACGAUAUUCUUCGGUGGGAAGAUCUUCGCUCCCAAAGCGAUUUACAAAGGCGAGCAUCCGCAAGACUACCUUCAACGGCAUUUCAUCGCGAGUUUCCAGCAUCUAGCAAAGCGGCUCCGGAACGUGCCGUGCGUCAUCGGUUUUGAAGUCAUUAACGAGCCCCACCCCGGCUUUAUUGGGCUGGAAAGCGUACACGCAUUCGAUCCGCUCAAGGACCUGCAUAUCGGACCAGUGCCGUCCGCAUUCCAGUCCAUGGCGCUCGCAUCGGGCAUCCCUCAGGAAGUGGAUUUCUGGGUGCGGAGCUGGCCGUGGCCCACCAGGCGGGCAGGAAAGCGGCUCUUGAACCAGGGGAAGGCGUCUGCGUGGUUGCCUGGGCGGGAAUGUGUAUGGAAGCAGCAUGGCGUAUGGGACAUUGGACCUGACGGUGUACCGCGGUGUCUCAACGCAAACUACUUCGCGCGCGUGCCGAGCACAGGCGAACGGGUCAAUUUCGACCAGGACUGCUACGUCCCCUUCAUCAAGAGAUACACGGACGCCAUCGUGGCCGCCAACCCAUCCCUCUUCGUCUUCUUCGAGCCCGUCCCCAACGAAGCCGCUUUCCCCAUAUCGAAAGAGAACGACAGCCCACAAUUGGUGUACGCGCCGCACUGGUACGAUCUCAAAGUCCUCUUCAACAAAGCCUUCAACAGCCUGGUCACCCACGACGUGCGGAAACUGCAGCAGGGGGCAUUGAACCUCUUCACAGCAACCUACGUCGGUGUGACCGGCACCAACAAGAACUACAUGGGCCAGAUCAAGUCCAUCACAGACGCAGGGCGGAAACUGUACCCCGAGAAGGCGAUCGUGUUUGGGGAAUGCGGACUGGCGAUGGAUAUCAACUCGAAACACGCGUUCGAUACGGGGGAUUACACCCAGCAUACCAUCUUCCUGAACGCGAUGUUGAGCGCUAUGGAGGGGAGUUUGGUCAAUUUUACAUUGUGGAAUUACAACCCGCACAAUGAUAAUGUGUACGGGGACCAUUGGAAUGGGGAAGACUUUUCCAUCUUCUCGCGUAUCCCCGCCGUGACCGCGAAAGCGUCAUCCACAGGCGGGGCUGCCUCAUCCGCGAUGAGCGCCGAAGAACCAGAACUGAUAACCCACGCCGCACCAUUCGACAUCACCGAACGGCACUACGAAGAAGGCCAUCGACUCCACGAACACCACGUUGGCGGACGCGCGCUGGACGCCGUCGUCAGACCGUACGCGGCCAAGAUCGCGGGGGAACCGGUCUUCAUGCGGUUUGAUAUCAACACGUUGGAAUUCGUGCUUGAAUUCACCACCCCUCGGCUGAGUUCCAGCGUGAAUCAGACCGCGACGGCAGAUACAGUGGACAUCACCCGCAUCACUGAAAUCUUCGUCCCGGGCUUCCACUACACACACCCAAGCGCCACGGUCCACGUCGAAGUCUCCGACGGCGAAUGGAUGUACGACGCAACGAGGCAGACGUUGUACUACAAACUAGAUCCAGCGUACCAGGGUGCUGUCGAAGGCGCUGGAAAGCCGGGAAACAGCGGAUUUUGGAACUCGAUUUGGGCCCCGUCGACGGAGGCGUCGGUCGGGGAGGAUAGGGUGCUGCAUAGGAUUGUUGUAAGGCCGGUUGAGAAGGAUGAGGCGAAGGCGAGCUGGUGGACUGCGUGGUGGACUUAGUGGACUUGAAGGGGAUGUGGGGCGGCAGUAUGGAUCUUAGUCGCGUAGGCGUCAUUUAGACAUGUAGAUGCAUUCUUAUCACACGUAUAUAACAUUUCAUACCCCUGCGAUGUCUCCUCAUAGAAAUACGGCGGAUAUCGAUAUCCAUCAUGGUUUAUCGGUCAGCGGCUGAUGCGAACGACGAUGGAGCUUGGUAUCACCAGUGGGGAAAA